Fulvia fulva is the source of this 2256-nucleotide messenger RNA. RefSeq names its product Ferric/cupric reductase transmembrane component B. Gene Ontology annotation, biological process: copper ion import; intracellular iron ion homeostasis; iron ion transport. The record is from RefSeq and is a predicted model, not a curated record. Gene Ontology annotation, cellular component: plasma membrane. Lineage: Eukaryota; Fungi; Ascomycota; Dothideomycetes; Mycosphaerellales; Mycosphaerellaceae. The coding region runs from base 1 to 2256 and encodes 751 amino acids. Gene Ontology annotation, molecular function: ferric-chelate reductase activity. The transcript is spliced from 3 exons.
AUGGCACUUCGUUUAGGACCACUUUUGGCUCUUGCCUCUUCCUUUACCAUCGCCGUCACGGCAACGAAUCCACCUGUUCAAGAGCACUCGUGGUACAAGGACUACUACCCAUCACCAGAAGAGUACUGCUUCAAUGGCUGCUACGCAAAUGUCGACUACAUCACGUACAAUGUCACCCUGCCGGAUCCCACCAUGCUUGAUUACUACCUCAACGAGUGCAGUAACGAUCUCAAGAUCAAGUCGAUGUUCUACUGCGCUCAGAAGUACUGCACACGAGCGGGAUCCAUCAAGGGUCGAGCGAAGCUGAACUCGGAAUGUGAGGAGAAUGCUGGCGUUUCCCUCCCGACUAUCGAAGCGUCCCUCCUCUCGGAUGUAGACCUGGCCAACGUCAUGGUGCUGAACUCCACCGCCGCCCUUGCGACCGCUGAAGCGCCACGUACCACCAAGGAGUUUUACCUCAACUGGGAUCCGAGCUUCGACUUCAGCUUCGCUCUCAUCGGCUUCUGGGCUUUCGUAAUAGCGGUCGGCAUAGUUCACCGCACCGCCCAGUUUAUGAAGAAACCCUCGGAGGGUCGACAGCCAAGCUGGUGGCUUUGGGUCCGUAAGACGCUCACACUUCCUGCGACAUUCGGCAAGAAGCAGGCAGAGGGUGUCGCGUACCUGUAUACCAUUCCACCACGCCUUGAGAGCAUUAUCCUAGGGCUCUACAUCAUCAUGAACUUUGUGAUGUGCUUCCCGGGCUACAACUUAUUCGUUGGCAACCAAUACUAUGCUUCCAACAAGUUGCAGCUUGCGCGAUACAUCGCUGAUCGCACCGGCUUUUUGUCGAUUGCCCAACUGCCCAUGGUAUGGGUCUUCGCCGCUCGUAAUGAUCCCUUCAUGUGGCUCACGGGCUGGUCUUUCGCGACCUACAACCGCUUUCACCGCUGGAUCGCCAGGAUCUCAGUCGUUCACGCCGUCGUUCACUCAAUCGCAUACACUGCGUUCGACUUCUACUCCGGAGGGGCCGCAUCUUACAACGCCAGCUGGAAAGAGGAGUACUGGUAUGCCGGAGGCAUUGCGACUGUCGUCAUGUCGCUCAUGCUCGUUGCCUCGGCGUACUACUUCCGCGAACGAUACUACGACCUCUUCCUAAUGAUCCACAUUGGUAUGUCGCUGGUGUUCUUCGUCACGCUCUGGUGCCAUGUGCGCAUCUUUGGUGGCGAGUUCAACUAUUAUCUCUACCCUUGCAUUGCUAUUUGGGGCCUGGACCGCAUCUUACGCGUUGGGCGUGUCGUCUUCGUGUCGGUCAUGCCUCGUCUGACAAAGGGCGUGCGCGCUACUGUCACAUACCACCGCACCACUGAGAUGGUCCGCAUGGAUCUCACUGACUUCUUCCCCAACAAGAAGGUAGUACCGGGACUGUACUACUAUCUCUACACAAAGGGUCUCCGUGGCUAUGAAAGUCAUCCCUUCACACUGUGCUCCUGGCACCACAUCGCAGGAUCUCUGUCUCGCUCCAGGAUCGAGGCUGAGGUAGCGCCGGAUUAUCGUGGCUCGAUCAGCGCGAUUCCCUCCACCAUGAAUAAUGGCGAAGGCUCUCCAAUAUCCUCACUCGCAGAGAAACAGUUCAAGACCAACGUCCGACCGGCUUCAGAGGAUCUCUCGCCAGCCGAAGUGGCCCACACAUUUCUAAUUCGUCCUUAUAAGGGCAUGACCGGCCGCCUGCAAAAGAAGCUGCUUGGCCACGACGAGUCCGUCGCUUCUACACAAGAGACUGUCUUCCUGGAGGGUCCGUAUGGCGAGAAGCUUGACCUCUCGGGUUACUCUGACGUUCUCGUGGUCUGCGGUGGCAGUGGCAUUACUGCCGCCAUCUCGCACUCGAACUUUCUCAUGACGGAGAACUCGACGACCACGCUCCACAUUGUAUGGGCUGUUCCUCAACGCCACCUGCCAAACGACAUCUGCGCCAACGAGCUCGCUGCUUGCAUUCAUACUGACCGUGUCAGGAUGGAAGUUUACCUCACUAGUGCAGCUGAAGAAGAGGCCCAGCACGAUCCUACGAAGUUGCCACCGCAGCCGCCUUACGCCAUCAAAUAUGGCCGACCGGACGUGCAGAUGGUCAUGAGGAAGUACAGGCCAUUGGCGAGGAAGAGUAUGGCUGUGGUCACUUGCGGCACGCCGCAGUUCGCUGAUGAUUGUCGCCAAGCUGUGGUGCGGAUCUUGGAUGAGGACGGAGUUGAUGUGGGUUACUACAACGAGACUAUGGUGUGGUAG